Molecule: messenger RNA, 1813 nt
Organism: Cynoglossus semilaevis (tongue sole)
Lineage: Eukaryota; Metazoa; Chordata; Actinopteri; Pleuronectiformes; Cynoglossidae
Product: histone H1-like
Exons: 1
Coding region: 881-1546 (221 amino acids)
Biological process (GO): nucleosome assembly
Cellular component (GO): nucleosome
Molecular function (GO): DNA binding; structural constituent of chromatin
Source: RefSeq, a predicted model, not a curated record
UUACAUGAAAAGAUGUACUUGACAAAAGAGGGAAAAAAACAGAAAAUAUUUCUUUAUGAAUUCCCUGAAACAUGUUCUGGUACCAAUGUUUGUCCAGAGGCUGGUCCUUCAGAACCAGCUUUUAUAUGUUGAGCUGCAGUGAAGUUAAAGUAUGGCUGAUGUUAGUGACGUCCACGUCCAUGUGAGUUAUUGUUACAUCCAAAGAACCAAGGACCGCUACGGUUCGGUUCGGUACAUGACGCCGUCAGCCCAGCUCAGACUUCAGACAAACACGACUUUUAUAACGAGAACAACGUACGUGAAAAGUGGAUGUGAACGGUUGUUUUAUGCCUACUCCGUGGACAGGUACGUCACAUGACGCUGACGCACGGAGCCGUCGCCCAGCGUCCGUGUGUUUUACACCCAUGACAAACGAUUCCUUUUUCGACUUUAAACGUUAAACACCGGGAGACAUUUGACUUGGACUUUGUCGACGUGUGUCUCUGUUCACCGGACAAUCACCGCCGUAUUUCACACGACGUGUUUAUGUCCGCUUUAUGUGACAAAACGUGUCGAAAAGCACCACCGUCGUGUCCGCGGCGGCGCUUCUUCAUGAUGGUUUAGCGCUUCUUCCAGGAUAAUUCACAAGUCCCGGGCCUCGAACGUGAGUCCGAUGCUUAGAGGACAGUGGUCACCAGUGACGGGGACAACAGCCGUGGGCACGACUGAGUGUCUGAGGGAGAUUUUGAGGAGAAAAUGUUGAAGAGAAAACACAACUGUCGCCACAGCGGAGGAAAUGGCCGCGUUGCUUCUCCACGGUUCUCAUCCUCUCUAUAAGUCCCGCCUCCUGCGCCGAGAGAAACAAACUCAGAACUGACUCUGAACGAACACCUGACGGAAAAUGGCAGAAGAAGUCGCUGCAGCAGCACCGGCCGUCCAGGCCAAAGCCGCCAAGUCUCCCAAGAAGAAGAGGGCCGCCCCAAAGAAGAGCAAGGAUGCGGGAUCCAGCCUCCCAAAGAUGGUCGUGGCCGCCGUGGCUGAGUCCAAAGAGCGGAAGGGCCAGUCCAUCUCCGGCCUGAAGAAGAUUCUGGCCGAUAAAGGAGUGAACGUCAGCAAGGACAACAAGCGCAUCAACCGCUGUGUGAAGAAUUUGGUGAUCAGCGGAGUCCUGACCCAGACCAAAGGCAUCGGGGCGUCCGGCUCGGUCAAGAUCGCCAAGAAGGAGCCGACGGCGGCGAAGCCCGCGAAGAAGCCAGCGAAGAAAGCCGCCGGUCAAACUAAGGCGAAGAAGCCCGCGGCGGCGGCGGCCAAGAAAACUGCAGCGGCUAAAAAGUCCGCCCCGGCCAAGAAGCCCGCCGCUGCCAAGAAGCCCGCGGCGGCCAAGAAGGCAGCGACGCCCAAAAAGUCACCCAAGAAGGCCGUGGCCAAGAAGCCCGCGAAGAAGGCAGCGACCCCCAAGAAGUCUCCCAAAAAGGCUGCACCCAAGAAAACAAAGGCCGCGGUCAAGAAAACUGCGGCGAAGAAAUCUCCAGCAAAGAAGUCUGCAGCCAAGAAGAGCAAGAAGUAGACGAGCUGACCCCCCCACACCCCCCCUCGGCUGACCGCUGUCAAACAACGGCUCUUUUAAGAGCCACCACUUCGACCACUUCAAAACAACAGAACCUCAAAAAAAAAAUUCGAUCAAACCUGACUAGUUGUACAUUAGUAAACUGUUGGUUAAUGAUCGUUAAUAGUUGUGACGUCACCUUAAUAUCAACGACUACAGUUGGUCCAGGCUGCACCAGGUCACGUCAUCAGUGAAGGUCCAUUAUUACCCCCCCCCACACACACACAC